This is a messenger RNA of Vitis riparia (riverbank grape), 2535 nucleotides long. Its product is annotated as probable disease resistance protein At4g27220. The coding region runs from base 1 to 2535 and encodes 844 amino acids. The transcript has 3 exons. The record is from RefSeq and is a predicted model, not a curated record. NCBI's taxonomy places the organism in Eukaryota, Viridiplantae, Streptophyta, Magnoliopsida, Vitales, Vitaceae. Gene Ontology annotation, molecular function: ADP binding; protein binding.
AUGGCACCUUUUGAGGCGUUGUAUGGUAGGAGAUGUCGAUUUCCUGUUUGUUGGGAUGAUGUUGGAGAGAAGAAACUUUUGAGGCCUGAACUUGUGCAGUUGACUGUUGAAAAGGUCUCUUUAAUCAAGGAAAGAUUGAAAGCAGCACAAAGUAGACAGAAGAGUUAUGUUGAUAAUUGCAUAUGGGAUUUAGAAUACCAUCCCCUUAAGAAAGUGAAGGAGUUGAAUAGAAAGAAAGAUAUCGUGUGCCUUAUCUUAUCAUAUCCUCCUAUGAAUUCAGCUAACAAAGAGAGACACAAGAACUGGGUUCGGGAUGUUUUGAAGAUAAAUCACAAAGUAAGGGAAAUGGAAACAUUUUCAAGCCGGAAAAACACGAGUUUCUCAGAGCUAACUUCUGAAAUCACUACACUGCUGGAUCAUUCACUCGAUGAUAUUGAAGCUUAUGUUCCACCAAUAAUCAUUGAGAAGAUGUGUGAGAAAACUUUGCAAGUAACAGAGCCUGAUGAAAAAUUACGUAAUUUGGCUGUUAAUUUUGCUACUCGCCAAAUUCUAGAAGAAAUAGAAAAUCCUGAGGUCCGGAGGAUCAGGAUUUCAGGAAGAGAUGGGAUCAGAGUAACAUCAGCAGUGAAAGAUCUACCACAGAUACGAAAAAGGUUUAAUAUCGUCAUUCAGGUUGAUGCCUCAUCAUAUCCAAAUAUUAAAGGCAUUGAAGAGAAUAUCGCAACACAAUUAGGCUUCUCAUUGGACAUUUGGGUGUUAAAUAGGGUCUUGAAAAACACCAGUUUCUUAAUCUUUCUGGAUGACCCUUAUGAAAGGAUCGAUCUGUAUGAAGUGGGAAGAAAGUGGUGGAACUCAAAGAACAUUCAAAAGAUAGUUUGUUCGACUAGUUGUUCGACUAGAUCCCAGGAAGUUCAUCAAAGAAUGGCAUUGGAUCGACAGAUCAGGUUGGAGGAUCAUCUGUUAUCUUGGGAAUUAUUUUGUUUGAAUGUUGGCAAAAUUGUGCAUUCUUCAGGUUUCCAACACAGAGCCAUAGAUGUGGUUCAAAAGUGUUCUGGCCAUUUACUUGCUGUUGCUCUAAUGGCAAGAGCUUUGAAAAUGGUCUUCGAUGUCAGCAUCUGGGAACAUGCAUCUUAUAUACUAAGCUUGCCUCACAGAUCUCAGUGGAAAGACAGAGUUUUGUAUAAUGCAUUAGCUUUCAUUCUGGGGCGUUCAGGUUCAGCAGAUAAAUGUGUAAACUACUGUGCAUUUUACAUGGAGAGGGAAGGAGUGGACAAAGUUGAUUUGAUUCAGGAGUGGAUCCGACAUGCCUUAAUCAGCACAUUUGAUGAAGGAGAAAAGAUUGUUCAAGAUCUUGUCAGUGCCUUCUUGUUAGAGAGUUUUCAGAAUGGAUAUUUUGUCCAAAUGCGAGAUGAAAUCCGUGAGGUGUUAGUAAAUUCCCAAUUUCUUUUGCAAGGUGGAAAGGGUCUUACUAAGGCACCAAAAGAUGAUGCAUGGGAGGAAGCCAGUGAAAUCCAUUUGAUGAAUAAUAAACUUUCUGAGCUGCCAAAGAUUCCAAAUUGUCCCCAACUCUGUGCAUUGUUCUUACAAAAGAACCCUUCUUUGCGAGUUAUUCCUCCACUUUUCUUUCAACGUAUGCCUAUACUCCAAAUCCUAGACUUGUCGCAUACUAAAAUAAGAUCAUUACCUCAAUCUCUUUAUGGGUUGGCACAACUGCAAAGACUCUUUUUGAGAGGCUGUAAACUCUUCAUGGAGCUGCCACCUGAAGUCGGAAAACUCAGUAAUCUUAAGGUGCUUGAUCUUGAGGGGACUGAAAUUAUAAGGCUACCUGUGGAUGUUGGAAAAUUGACAAAUUUAACUUGCUUGAAAAUGUCGUUUUGUGGGGAUAAUGACAAUAGAAAAGAUAACCAAUACUCAAACAGAAUAAUUCCUCAGGGUGUGAAGUCCAAUCUAUUUCAUUUGAAAGAAUUAAUCAUAGAUGUCAAUCCUAAUGAUAAGCGAUGGAAUGCCAAUGUGGAAGAAAUUGUAGAGGAAGUGUGCAACUUAGACCGGUUGGAGGCUCUUCAACUUUACUUUCCAGAAGUUCUACUUUUGAAUAACUUGAUGGAUGGAUCAUCAAUAAACCUCCCAGGAAUGCACUUUAGAUUUACUGUUGGCAGCCAUCUGAAGCCCAUAAUAUCCCGACUACCACUUGAAGCUAUAGCUAAAUUUGAAGAAGAAGAAAGAUGCUUGAAGUAUGUGAAUGGUAAAGGUGUCCCAACUAAAAUUGAGGAGGUACUUGAGCUCGCUACUGCAUUGUUCCUGGAUCGCCAUUCAACUGCUACCAGUUUAUCUGAGUUUGGAAUUGAAAAUAUGAGGAAUCUAAAAGUUUGUGUAUUAGGCGAAUGUGAUGAGAUUCAAACCAUUACGGAUGCAGAUGAAGAUGAUGAUGGAGCUGUUCAUUUGGAAGGGGCCACUUGGAUGGCGUUCUCUAUCACAUCUAAAAGCUUUGGUGCUGCAUACAUGCCCCCAAUUGACUACCAUUUUUACUUGGAAUGA